GUGGCUGUCCUGAGCCCAGGGCCAGCUGAUGUCCAGGUUAGGGAAGCGCUGGGGCUCCUGAUCCCAGUCUGGAAGUUUGAACUCCGCUCUUCCGCCACUCACUGGCUAAGACAAGCCAGGAUUGGGAAGCUCAGAGGCUGCAGGUGCAGUGACCACUGCUCCCCAGGAGCUCCCUGCUCCUCCUUCCCAAACAGGAAGCAGAGCUGGACCUGCCUCUGGAAGGGCCAUGCGCAGCACCACACUCCUGGCCUUGUUGGCACUUGUACUGCUUUACUUGGUAUCUGGGGCUCUAGUGUUCCAGGCUCUGGAGCAGCCGCAAGAACAGCAGGCUCAGAAGGAGCUGGAGGACGGCCGAGACCAGUUUCUGAAGGACCACCCGUGUGUGAGCCAGAAGAGCCUGGAGGAACUCAUCAAGCUCGUGGCGGAAGCCCUGGGAGGGGGUGCAAACCCAGAAACCAGUUGGACCAAUAGCAGCAACUACUCAUCAGCUUGGAACCUGGGCAGCGCCUUCUUUUUCUCGGGGACCAUCAUCACUACCAUCGGCUAUGGCAACACAGCCUUAAACACAGAUGCCGGGCGACUCUUUUGUAUCUUCUAUGCACUGGUGGGGAUCCCGCUGUUCGGGAUGCUGCUGGCGGGAGUCGGGGACCGGCUGGGCUCCUCUCUGCGCCGGGGCAUCGGUCACAUCGAAGCAAUCUUCUUGAAGUGGCACGUGCCACCGGGGCUGGUGAGAAUGCUGUCUGCUGUUCUCUUCCUGCUGAUUGGCUGCCUGCUCUUUGUCCUCACUCCUACCUUCGUGUUCGCCUAUAUGGAGGGCUGGAGCAAGCUGGAAGCCAUCUACUUUGUUGUAGUGACACUGACCACCGUGGGCUUUGGCGAUUAUGUGCCCGGCAACGGCACUGGACAGAACUCUCCAGCCUAUCAGCCACUGGUGUGGUUCUGGAUCUUGUUCGGCCUAGCCUACUUCGCUUCAGUGCUCACCACCAUCGGCAACUGGUUGCGAGCGGUGUCCCGCCGCACACGGGCAGAGAUGGGUGGCCUCACGGCGCAGGCUGCUAGCUGGACCGGCACAGUGACAGCACGAGUGACCCAGCGAGUUGGGCCCAACGCCCCACCGCCAGAGAAGGAGCAACCACUCCUGCCUUCCUCUCUGCCAGCACCGCCUGGUGUUGUCCAGGCAACCGGCACGCCGGGUUCCCCAGCUCUCGUAGAGAAGGUCGAGACGCCUUCCCCACCCACGGCUUCAGCUCUGGAUUACCCCAGCGAGAACCUGGCCUUCAUAGAUGAGUCCUCAGACACUCAGAGUGAGCGUGGCUGCGCCCUGCCUCGUGGGCCUCGGGGUCGCCGCCGUCCCAACCCCCCCAGGAAACCUGCUAGACCCCGGGGUUCUGCGCGUCUCCGUGACAAGGCUGUGCCGGUGUAGGAGCAGGAUCUCUGGCCCGAGACCCUGCCCCUCCCCUGCCAGGGGUUUCGUAUCUGCUGAUGCUCAGGCAUGCUUGGCUUGUUUGACCAAAGAGCC
This is a messenger RNA of Acomys russatus (golden spiny mouse), 1519 nucleotides long. It is a transcript of the gene Kcnk4, whose product is annotated as potassium two pore domain channel subfamily K member 4. The record is from RefSeq and is a predicted model, not a curated record. Bases 227 to 1423 code for a protein of 398 amino acids. Gene Ontology annotation, cellular component: membrane. The transcript is spliced from 7 exons. Lineage: Eukaryota; Metazoa; Chordata; Mammalia; Rodentia; Muridae. Gene Ontology annotation, biological process: stabilization of membrane potential; potassium ion transmembrane transport. Gene Ontology annotation, molecular function: potassium ion leak channel activity.